AUGAAGUGCCUCCUGGAGGCAAUAUUAACAUUACCUGCUCAGCAGUCGCCUAUCCUUUCCCAGACAUCUACUGGCAGAGGUACUCAUAUCAAAUUUACAUGCCAUGCCAAUAAUAGUAUGGGCAAAGUAGAAAGAACUGUAAAAGUUAUCAUUACCGGUACGCAUUUUUCACGUUUUCAUUGUACAGUUGUAAGUGUAAAGUCAAGUCCUGGCUCUGCCCCUGUGCUUCGCGGAGCACUAUCCGGUAGGACAACAAUACAAAUACGCUGGGAUCCACCGCAUGUCAUCAAUCGCCCAAUCACUAGUUAUACCAUUUACUACACAAACAAUGGGAACCAGCCCAUCAAGAAUUGGCAGAAGUUGGAAGUCAAAGAGCCAAAUCACAAUGCUGUCAUUGAAAAUCUACGUCCUAACACGCAAUACUUCAUUCGACUUCGAGCCAAUGACCAAAUGGGGCCGGGUAGAUUGGGUAAUCCAGCCUCAGUCACCACUUUGAGACCAGGUUUGGAUUUCGCUACUGCCAGACCUUUGGUAACAAUCGAGCAAGGAGAAGAGCUCUUCGUAGCUCCAUUAAAACCAUUCGAAUUGGGAUGUAACAUAACCAGAGCUGAUCCAGUUCCAUUGGUCACUUGGCAGCACAAGGGCCGUCCGUUGAACAACGGCGAAAGGACUUUGUAUAUGAAGAUGCAUAUUGGUGGAGUUAUCGAGAACACUGUGUUCUCGUGUGUUGCUGAGAACGAAGCGGGAAAAAGCACGAAGCGCAUUAAUAUCACAGUAACUGGUGGGAUUAGAAAAUUAAGCCCUUAUCUAGGUCCCACUGCACCUGAACGCAUUCGUUACCAAGUUGACGGCGAUAAGGUGAAUCUACAAUGGGAGCUGCCUCGGAUUAUUAACGCGCCCAUGGCCGGCUACGAUGUGCUCUACACUGAUGAUCCCAAUCUUCCUGAGGAUCAAUGGAAGGUGCACAAAGUGGACGAUCCUCAUAUGAACACAGCGACAAUCCCUGGGUUGAGCGAGAGAACGCCAUAUACGUUCAGAAUCCGUGGACGCAAUAAGCUCGGUGAAGGCCUUCUCAGUGGUGCCUUCAACGCGACAACAUGGCUUGGAGCUUUGGAGAUCCGAAAUCUUCCUCUCGGCAUUUUAUGCGGAAAAAAAAAUGAAGAGGAAAAAACUCGCAUUCCAGCUCGUCCACCAUUCGUAAUGAUCACUCCUUCUGAGCAAGUG
Strongylus vulgaris is the source of this 1224-nucleotide messenger RNA. NCBI's taxonomy places the organism in Eukaryota, Metazoa, Nematoda, Chromadorea, Rhabditida, Strongylidae. The record is from the annotation of a GenBank genome assembly.